Molecule: messenger RNA, 266 nt
Organism: Etheostoma cragini (Arkansas darter)
Lineage: Eukaryota; Metazoa; Chordata; Actinopteri; Perciformes; Percidae
Product: transmembrane protein 216-like
Exons: 2
Biological process (GO): non-motile cilium assembly
Cellular component (GO): ciliary transition zone
Source: RefSeq, a predicted model, not a curated record
GUUGGAAGGGGAACCUGUGCGAGCGGUCUCUGGCCUCGGCGGCGGCCCUCCUGGUCCUGGGUCCCUGCGCGGCGCUGGCCGUCUACUUCCUGCUGCUGCAGACCUUCGUGCUGCGCCUCGAGCUCCUGCUCAACGCCGUGCUCCUCUGCUUCUACGCCCUCGAGCUCCUGCUCGGGUUGGUCUCCGUGUCGACCUUCUCCAGGUCCAGAGUGUACUGACGGAGGAGGAGGCUCGACUUCACCUCGAAACAGAGGACAGAGUGUCCC